Molecule: messenger RNA, 2142 nt
Organism: Grus americana (Whooping crane)
Lineage: Eukaryota; Metazoa; Chordata; Aves; Gruiformes; Gruidae
Gene: LRP2BP
Product: LRP2 binding protein
Exons: 8
Coding region: 53-1177 (374 amino acids)
Molecular function (GO): protein binding
Source: RefSeq, a predicted model, not a curated record
CGCCCCCUCCCGGCCGCUGGCUUCCCGGGAGGCCGCUCGCCGCCGGGGCGGGAUGAAGCUGCGCAGCGAGCGCCUGCCCUGGGCUUGCAGCGGCCAGCGCGGCCCCGGGGCGGCAGGUACGGGACCGGCCUGCAGAGCCGCCUCGCCGCACCUCAGCCGCCCCGGCAGGGCCCCGCGGGCCGGGCUGGAGCCGGGCCUGGAAGGGGCCCGCAGCCUUGCUGCUUCCCAGCCGACACUGGAAGCAGAGAACUGCAGCCGUGCUGCUUUAUUUGCAAAAGCAGAGGAGCUGUUGGCGAAGAGAACGGCAGGUGGAGACCCGCUGGCACGCUUUCUGAAAGGACAGCUCUACUACGAAGAGGGGUUGUAUGAAGAAGCAUUAAUACAAUUUGAAAAAAUCAAGGAUACAGAUUUUCAAGCAAUGUAUCAGCUUGGUGUAAUGUAUUACGAUGGACUAGGCACUAAAGAAGACCCUGAAAGAGGAGUGGAAUAUAUGAAGAAAAUACUCUACUCUGAUUCCCCAAAAGCAAGACACUUGAAGUUUGCAGCUGCAUACAACCUUGGCAGAGCGUAUUAUGAAGGAUGUGGUGUUAAGCAGUCAACUGAAGAGGCUGAAAGGUUGUGGCUUAUUGCUGCAGACCACGGAAAUCCAAAAGCAAGCGUAAAGGCCCAGAGUACUUUAGGAAUGCUUUAUUCUGUGUCAGUUCUAAAAGAUCUGAAGAAGGCCUUUUUCUGGCAUUCAGAAGCAUGUGGCAAUGGAAAUCUGGAAUCACAGGGUGCACUUGGUGUUAUGUAUCUCUAUGGACAAGGUAUAUGUCAAAACACUAAAGCUGCUUUGGAGUGUAUGAGAGAAGCAGCAGAACGUGGAAACAUCUAUGCUCAAGGCCAUCUUGUGGAAUAUUAUUACAAUAGAAAAUUUUACUCAACAGCUGCUGCAGUAGCCAAAAGGAUUACAGAAAAUGAUGACAUCGAUAUGCUAGCAAAGACAACUGAUUGCCUUCCUACAUACAUAGCCAAGGGGGUGGCUAUGGCUGCUUUCUACUUGGCUAGGUGCCUCCAGCUUGGCCUAGGUGUACAGCAAGACCAAGCUGCUGCUAAAAAAUACUAUUCUAAGGCAUGCCUUCUGGAUCCUGCUAUGGCUUCUGACCUUGAACUGGCAGCUAAUCUUGGGAGAAUUUAGUGUUUCCUUUAGCUGUGACUGGUACAUAAAUGUAUUUCCUACAGUAAACUAUAGUAAAUUAUAGACUGCUUGUCAUUUACUGCUUGCAACUUUCUAUAAAUUAUUACUUAAAGCAAUUUAGCAAUUCUUUUUUAUCUAAGAAAAGAGAAAGCAAAAAGCUCACACUCUUUAACUGAGAUGAGGCAAAGGCAGACUUUUCAAAAAUGGCAUUGAAGACAUAAGGUUUAUCAAGGACAUUUUACUGGGACAAGUGUCCUGUGUUUUCUUAAUGUCAUACUGCUAUAUAGCACAUGAAUCAAACCAAAACCAGAUGAAAACGGUUGUUUCCUUUUCUGCAUUUUUAGUAUUUAAACAUUAAGUUUUAAUAUUCUGAAAAACUUGAACUUGUCUAGUUUUCACAUACAACCCAUUCACAGGUCGUGACCAUUCUUAACUCUUACCUUUGCUAGUGGUGUAUAUACUUUCUUUCACAGGCUCUUCUAAUACAUCUAGAUCUACUUAUGUGUCUCACCACGUUACACUCUUAGACUGCAGAGAUUCGAAGUUGGAAAUUGGCCUGUAUGACACGAAGCUUUACAGUUCAAACCAUGUAAACUUCUAAAACUAGAAAACAUUACUUACAGAGCUAUCAAAAAAACCAUUAGUAUGAAAACAUUCAAUAUACGUGUCCUCUGCACGAGGCUUGUUCUCCUCAAUCCUUCUUCAUAUUGCAUUUACGCUGCCUGUGUUUGUAUUAGAAAUAGUCAAAAGCCUUUUGGCUGGGAGCAUGUCUGCCUGAGCGAUGUUAUGCUGAAUCUUUUACCAAAAGAUACUUUGAUUAAACACUAGUAAAUGUUACUGAUUGCUAUGGUAAGCGUGCACAUUUCUAAAUACCUAUUUAUUUGUAAAACUUUGUAUGUGCAGAAUUUGGCUGCCUUCUUAGGACUGUCAUGACUUGAAAACUUUUUUGAAACUGCUGGAACAGA